This is a messenger RNA of Neopelma chrysocephalum (saffron-crested tyrant-manakin), 3876 nucleotides long. RefSeq names its product lysophosphatidic acid receptor 5 (gene LPAR5). Gene Ontology annotation, cellular component: membrane. Gene Ontology annotation, biological process: behavioral response to pain; G protein-coupled receptor signaling pathway. Gene Ontology annotation, molecular function: G protein-coupled receptor activity. The transcript has 2 exons. Bases 530 to 1648 code for a protein of 372 amino acids. NCBI's taxonomy places the organism in Eukaryota, Metazoa, Chordata, Aves, Passeriformes, Pipridae. The record is from RefSeq and is a predicted model, not a curated record.
GGAGAAGAAGCAAGCUGCAGCAUGAUGUAGAAUCAGCCAUAGCAUUGUAGGGGGUAGCUGUGAUUUGGAUGAAUAAAAAGCCAAAGAGCCUGCCUGGUUCUGUUUUGAUUCAAGCUGCUUCCAGGUUUGGUGCCUGGAUCGAGACCUCAGCAGUGGCAGCGACCACCAGCCAGCGAGCUCGUGUGCACCCUUGGCUCUUCAGCAGCAGAGAGGAAUUGUGCUGACAACUGGCAAUGAUCCUCCAUCGCAUCAGCACCCCCAUAACCACUGGAAAGAAUUGCUGAACUAGAGGCAGAAGCUGAUGUGAUUACAGUACCAUCCCUGCCAGAUGACCACAGACCAGCAAUCCAACACAGCAUCAGCCAAGAGAGAGAUGUGCCCAUCUACCUCCCAUCUGCAGAUGAGAGGAAUGACCUGUCUGUAGCUUCUUAGAGGGGAAUGACUUCCCUCAUUGCUUUUCUUUGUGCCUCCUUAGCUCAUCAGCAGGCUCAGCCAUCUCAGUGAGACCAUCCCCUGAUCCCCACUGGGCAUGUCAGAUUCCAAUACGUCUCAGACGUGCAAGGAUUAUACCUUCAACCACCACCUCCUCCUGCCUGGCUAUAUCCUGAUAUUCAUUACAGGCUUGAUACUGAACGUGGUAGCCCUAUGGAUAUUUGUCCGAUACCUGCGCCUGAAGUCUGUAGUCAUGAUCUACAUGUUCAACCUGGCCAUAAGCGACCUCACCUUCACACUCCCUCUGCCACUGCGACUCUACUACUAUUCCAACCACCACUGGCCCUUUGGCAGCACCCUGUGCCAGGUCUCUGGCUCUGUCUUCCAGAUCAACAUGUAUGGUAGCUGCCUCUUCCUCAUGUGCAUCAACCUGGAUCGCUACAUUGCCAUUGUUCAUCCACUUCGCUGGCGGCACCUGCGGCGUCCCAAGGUGGCCAAGCUCCUUUGCCUGAUCGUCUGGGUUGUGAUCUUCCUGGGUUCCAUCCCCACAGCCAUAGUCCACAAGCGCAACCAUUGUAAGGUACAGAACCAGAACCAGACCAUCUAUCUCUGCUUUGAAAGCUUUAGCGACAACAUAUGGCAGAAUAACCUCUUCCCUCUAGUAAUUCUGGCUGAAAUCUUGGGGUUUCUCCUGCCUCUCAGCUGUGUGACAUACUGCUCUAUUCGGAUCUUUCAGGAGCUAUGCCAGUCCAGCCAGCCAAAGACCCUGCGACAACGGAAGACUGUCCGUCUCCUCCUGGUCAAUCUGGUCAUCUUCAUCAUCUGCUUUGUGCCUUACAACACUAGCCUGGCAGUUUAUGGGAUGAUAAAGGCCCGGGUGAUUGAGGUUGAGAAAGAAACUCAGGCCUCGGUGCGCCAAGUGUUAAUUUUAACAAUGAUGAUGGCCAGCAUGAACUGCACGCUGGACCCCUUGAUCUACUACUUUAGUACUGAGGGUUUCCGUAACACCUUCAAGAAAUUACGGCGGGGACAAGCCUGGGACUCAGAGAUGGGGACGCUUAAGCAUCAGGUUGUGGAGAAUAAGUCAAUCCGAGACCACGCUGUCUCAAAAGUAAAACUGUUCCAAUCUGAAAACUUUGUCCAUCCCAAUGAAUCUUCACGGUCACUUCCUACAGCAGUAUUUUUGAAUGGCCCGAUUGAGGACUCAGAAGUUUAACCACAGAAAAGCCAUUGCAGAGUCAGCCAUGCAAUAACUACAACAAGCCUGUGGGAAACUGCUCAGGGUAACCUAGCAAACUGUUUGAGGGAGCAGAGCAGACUGUAAGUGGGUGAACGUGUUGAUGCAAAGCUAAAGGAUGAAAGGUUGUUUUGAAUAAACAGAGGUGCCUUGGUGACAUGGUCACAACUGAUUCUUUUGGUACAGGAAACAGUAGUGUGGAACAAGGACUUGAAACAAACCUAGUGUGUCUGGGGGCGGCCAGCAUAAAUUCCUAUAGCAAGUCCAUUCUGUCUGAGUACCAUCUGCUGCACUGUAGCUUGAAGCAGUUCUGGGGAUCAUCAGAACACAGAUACGGUACUCACUGCUGACAAAGUUUAUUUAGUAGCAAUGGCUGAGGGAAACUUUUGACUAGAUGUUUAAAUUUGAGUCAUAGGUCCAGCUCAGGGCACCUAAAUAAAUAUCUUAAUUUUCGCAAAGAAUUGAAGCAUUUAGCAACCCUUAUGGGGGUCAAGGAGAAUAGCUGAGUUUUCAGUACUCUUGCAGAAAAUAUGUUCCUAAUGGUAUAGAAAGUCACAGACCUUAGCAAAACAAUCUUCAGGAGAUACGUCAAAUGUGCUUGUGCAGCUGUACACACAUGCGGCACAAUGGCUAUACAUUUACCUAAAGCAAAAUGGCUUGGGAAAUACUAGCAUACUUAAAAAUAAAACCGACAUUCCUAAUGGCCCCAGAAAAGAGAGGAUACCAAUAUUGUUAUCAUGUCUGAAGCUCAUGUUGAUGUUAGUUCUUUGCACUCUCCUGUUGCUGGGCCCCUAUGUAGGAUGAUUGAUUUCAGGUCUGAGUAAUUUUCACUGUUGAAAAGAAAUUAUGUCACAGGAUCUGGCUAAUGUGAAAUAUAGUUUGUACUGUUUGCACAUGUUUUUUCAGCCUGCACUGUAUGUGAAAGCCCUAUAAAUCUCCCCAAAAGUGAGAGAUCCAGCUGUACACAGGCAGUGCCAGAGGCCUCAGUUAUUCACUCCUGCUAGUGACCAAGGGUUGCCUUUCCAAUUGCACUGCAAAACAGCCCCUCUGUGGCUUCCAGCAGGUUUCAGACUAUCCCAGAGUGGAUCCAUUAUAGUGGUUGGUUUGGGGUUUUUUUUAAUGUUAAGGGAAAGGUCAGGAAAAGUGACAAGAAAUGCAGUUCAAAGUCCUGGUUUUUAGAUGUCUAAAUAAGCAAUGAAUCUGUUUUCAAGUCUCUACCUCAUGACUGCUGUGGGAAUAAAUGUAUCGUAAGGCAUCAUGGGUUUGUGUUAGGAGAUACAGGGGUUUAAAUCCAUUUUUCCAGUCUCCCUUGAAAACCCUUAGAUGCAGGUCUUCAAGAAGACCUGUAGAAGAUGAUGAGCCUCUCCACAGAGACAUCCUUGUGUUACAGCCUGCCUUGGGGGACAUAUGCCCUUGGUAGGCCAGCUCUGUCCCCGUGCUCAGCCCAUGCACCACCAGCAGACCAACCCUGAAAUCUAUCUGCAGAUGAAGGACAUUUAAUGGUGCCUGAGAGAUGCAGGGAGAGAGAUGGAGGAGGGUUUGCAGGGCAAUAGGUAUUUCUAUUUUGAAAAUUCAGGACUGCCAUGUGAAUGUGAAUCAUUUGUGACACUGUGCAGCUGGAAAGGAAACAGAACUGUGUGCAUGUCUUCCGCUAGGGUCUGAUGCUACCCUUUUGUCCUGGGAUUUACAGGAUAGUGAAGUGAUAUUACAUCAGACGCACUCCUGUCCAUUUCCACAUCUUCCUCCACCUUCCUCCUUCCUAGACCCUUUUCCUUGUCCCUGUCCCUCUGGGCCUUUCUCCUUUCCCCAGAUCUAAUGCUCCAUGCACCUAAGCACCGACACAGUGCCUUCACACUGUGUUUUCUUCCCUGCCCAAAGAAGUUGAUUUUUUCUUUCUUUUUAACUUGGCUAAAGUAGUGUCAUAAAUUCACAGAUUUGGGUGGGAAGGGACAUCUCAAGACCUCUACCCCAACUCCCUGCUCACAGCAGGUUGUUGGGGGCAGUGAGGGCUGGCUGCUCCCUAAAGGAACACAACAGCUGAGGGCCAGGCAGAGGAAGAAGCUUAUCCAGCAAGGAGAAAGAACCUGAGCAAGUUCUGCAAGGCAGGCAUGGGCAGAUAGCUGGGUUCAACUGAGAAUCCAGAUCAUCAGACAAGCUUGUGGUGAUGAGGCAUGUCUAAGGUCAAAAUAAGAAGUCAUGUCAGCAUC